AUGGACGCGAGCGCGGAGAGCCGGCCGCCGAACAUCGUGCUCAUCACGCUCGACGACGUCGGCCUCAACGACCUCGGCUUCAUGUCGACCGACCUGAAGGGCGUGACGCCGCGCAUGGACGCGAUGGCGUCGCAGGGCAUCCGGCUCACGAACUACUACGGCCAGUCGCUCUGCACGCCGGCGCGCACGGCGCUCAUGUCGGGCAAGUUCGGCCACCGGACGGGCGUCGAGGACGCGCUCGCGUUCGAGCUCGCGUUCAACUCGAACUUCUCCGUGCCGCUGCGGCACAAGCUGCUGCCCGCGCACCUCAAGGACGCGGGCUACGCGACCUACGGCGUCGGCAAG
Messenger RNA from Aureococcus anophagefferens, 345 nucleotides. RefSeq lists its product as hypothetical. The transcript has a single exon. NCBI's taxonomy places the organism in Eukaryota, Pelagophyceae, Pelagomonadales, Pelagomonadaceae. The record is from RefSeq and is a predicted model, not a curated record. The annotation marks the transcript as partial.